Messenger RNA from Anneissia japonica, 4304 nucleotides. RefSeq names its product capon-like protein. The coding region runs from base 123 to 1736 and encodes 537 amino acids. Gene Ontology annotation, molecular function: nitric-oxide synthase binding. The transcript is spliced from 7 exons. Lineage: Eukaryota; Metazoa; Echinodermata; Crinoidea; Comatulida; Comatulidae. The record is from RefSeq and is a predicted model, not a curated record.
AAUUCAAGGCUAAAGCCAUCAAAAAGAAGAAAGUAAACAUAUGCAUCUCAGUGGAUGGGAUCAAAGUUUCCCUACGGAAAAAGAAAAAGAAGAAGCAGUGGACUUGGGAUGAGUGUAAACUGAUGAUAAUGCAUCACCCCGUCUACAGGGUUUUCUAUGUUUCCCACGAUUCUCAGGAACUUCGGAUAUUUAGUUACAUUGCUCGGGAUAGUCAAACAAAUGUUUUUAAAUGUAAUGUCUUCAAAUCAACCAAGAAGAGCCAAGCUAUGCGUAUUGUUCGAACUAUUGGCCAAGCUUUUGAGGUUUGUCACAAACUCAGUUUACAUCAGACAACAUCUGCAGGUGACACACUCGAUAAUGAAUGUAUCGACAGUGAUGAUUCCCGAGCUCGAGGGCAUGGGCAAGAUAGCGUAGAGACAGAAUCCCCAUUAGAAUCAAUUUCAAGACAGACAACUCUCCGGAUCUCUGAUUUGGAUCCUAGCAAAAGACAAGAUGAAAAGUCUUAUCAGGCAGAGAUAUCAGCCACCCUGGCGUCCCACAAUGCCCCGUACAUGAUAGAUUCUGAUCCAGAUUCUAAAGGAGGCACGCUACUGAGCUGGUACCAUCAGAAACAGCUGCUACACCAGCAAGUUCAACAACAGCAGACACAAACACAGGUGGCCGUUGCACAGGUGUCGCUACUCAAAGAUCAACUAAACGCAGAGUCUGCAGCAAGGAUAGAAGCUCAGGCAAGACUUCAUCAAGUGAUGCUUCAGAACAGGGAUCUCCUCCAACAUCAGCAAGAACUUGUCAGUCACAUCCAAGAGCUCGAGGCUCAAGUGUAUGGGACGUCAACGCACACUUCAGGCAAUCCAUUUCUUACAGAUAUACCCAUGCUGACAGAUCCCACUACACCUCAUCCUCCAGGUGCUGGACCAGAUCUUAGUAACACAGGAGUACAGUCCUCCCAAAUGCUGCAAGAGAGGCCAAAAGAGCUGUUUGAAAACACGCUUGUUAGUACCCAUACUGGUGGAAGUAUGCAGUACAGACAGCCAAACAUGGAAAGCUUAAGAAGCAGCAGUGGAAGUGAUAGUAACAAUGAAUAUCCAGUGUAUCAUGGCGAUUCCCGUCAGAAUGAACCAAUCUCGGACAGUCUUAAAAUGCUAAAUAUAUCUGUUGAACAGUUAGACUCUAGAAAAAAUAGCAGACAUAGGACAUAUGGACUCCCCCAGAGUGGAUCAACAUCCUCAGGGGUCAGCAUGUCCCCAGGGUCUACACCCACUGGCACAGUGAAAUCAGUGAACUCUAGUAUUCACGAGCCUAACACAAAUAAUUACGAGAAACAAGAUCUUGAUGAAAAAGUCAAGCAGUCGCAGAAAUCUUCUCGUCAAGUUUUCAACGGUUAUGGUUCUAUAAACACAACAGUAGAUGCAACGCUCAUCACUACAAUUCUACCAGAGUCCCCAAGCAAGAGCGAUUCCUUGACCUCUGGUACUACAACAGAAACUGAAAUGAAUUCACGCAACAACGACCCGAUAUCACCUGCAUUUACGUUUGACUCAAGCGACUUCAAUAUCAAAAUGGCAAGUGCUGAAUCUAGUCUGAGCGCGAGUCCACAAAAGAAAUUAGAUUUGUCUGACACCCUCCACAUCAGCUUUUCCGACGAUGAGAACACUGAGAACUCAGAGGACUCUGGCGUGCCUCAACUUCCCUCAUCAGCUAUUAUGAAUUUCGAGUUUGAGACUGUGCACAGCUGAACAUGUGUUUCACAUCUAUUUUCUAUUUAGAUUAAGUCUGCACUCAGUUGAAAAUUUUUUUCAUGCAAGGUAAUGUUUCUAUAUAAAUAUAAGCUAUUAGGAUAGGAUCAUGGUAAAGAUUACCAUAUGUUUAAGUGGCUAAUCCUGCCUUAAAUGCACUAUAAUUCAAAUACUGUAGUUUCUCUGGUAUAAGCCCACUUCAUUGAUGACCAUUUAAAAGGCAAUUUUUCAACUCUGUAUGCAUAUUUCAAAGCCAGUCCUUGAUUUUUUUUCAUUUUGCAAAAGUCAGCUGAGCUACUUAUUAAAAUCAUACCCUGGACAUUUGCCCGGGAAAAACAUGGUGUGUAAAAUUUGGCUUAUACCCAAGAACCUAUUGAAGAAUCACAUUCUUUCGUAUGUGAAUAUCUUUUAAAAUUCUGUUUAAUCUUACAAUUAUAUUUUCACAACUAAUUCCUUGUUUGAUACUGUAGUGAUUAGUAAAGAGUUUAAAGAGCCCUUGGACAUUCCAACUGAGGUUGCAAGAGUGCUUCAAGUUUGCUGUAUAUUUAUAUUCAUAAUAUAAUUAUAUAUAAAUAUAUAUAUACAACUGUUGAUAGUGAUUAUUAUUCAUAUUUAAUGAAGUAAAGCAGAUAUGUAUUAAUAUUAUUGUUGUAAUCCCUUCUAGUUAGGAUCAUUAAGAAUCUAGAUUUACAACUCAAACAUGAUGCAUUCCACGUGGAAGAAACACUGUCAAUUCAUCUGUGAUACGGUACAAAUGGGUAAAAUGUGGGUAGUAUAUCAAUCGAGAUAAAUAAUUUGGGAACAUAAAUAUGUGAUAUAUAAAAAAUAAUAUCCACAUAAAAAGAGAACAGUUGAUAAAUAAUGACAAAUUGGCGUUGGUUGAGUGGGGGAGGGAACAGUGGGAUGAGAUCAUGAAUUGUAAAUACUUACUAAAUUAUAUUUCCAUGUAAAACCAAUAACACAAAUUGUCCAUUUGAACAUUAAAUGGUGGUUGUCCAGAAAUGUAUAAAUUGAAACGAUUUAUGUAACUAAACAAUAAGUACAAAUAAAUAAUGAUUGUGGCUUAUAAAGGCCAUGACUUAUUAUAUUGUAUAUGCAGGACAUAUGACUGAACUCCUGAUUAGUUGGACAGAAACACAUAGAUGUAUCUAUUUUUGUAAAACAAUUACUAGGAUUAUUGGAUUGUAAAAAAUUGCCAGUGUUAUGGAAAGAGAAUAGGAGAGGAUUGUAAAAUGUAGUUUUCAAUGAGAUUAUUGAUAACAUUGUUGAAAGUUUGUUUAGUUGUGGAUGUAAUGAUUAUUAAUGGCUGUUCUCCAUCUACUGAUUGUAUUAUAUAAACGCUAAUUGUAGGAUAUUCUUUGUUGCACUAAUAUGUGUCGUAAACGGUCAACAAAUUAUGCUUCUUAAUCGGAGUUAAACUUAAUCAUUGUUUAUUCUGGAGAUAAGAGAUGGUGAAAUUAAUGAUAUUGUAGUCGUUUAUUUUGUUUGUACAAAGAAAGUAUUUAAAAUGAGUCACAUAAAAUGUGCAACAUUAAAGAUUAUACUGCCACAUAAAUUUAAUAAACAUGAAAAUUAACAACAAUUUAAAUGCUUGUUUGCUUAUAUUUCAGUUAGAAUUUAAGUGAAAUCAUAUCAUUUUUCUAAGUCAUUAAAAACUCACCUUUUUUCUAUCUGUAGUGACAGUAGGUGAAUUUGUAAAAUGAGCAAUUCAAAUGUUUAUUUGAAUUUUUGAGAAUGUUUCCUUGAUGUGUUUUUGGCUUGUGGCAGUAUAUCCUAUAUCUAGCCUAUGAACUUAUGUACUUUUACUGUAAUUCUUAUUUCUUAUACAGAGGGCAACAUUAUACUUCGCUGAUAUUCUGGUUAACUAGUUGAUUUCUGUUCUCAAUUUAUAGGCCAACAUAAAUUCUGUUUUGAAGAUAAUCAGUUCGUAAACAGCAUUCACAACUAGUGUAAUAAUAGUAUAUUUUAAGAAAUAAAAUAUGUGAUUUUAAUAAGUAAAAUUAAAUAUAAACCAUUGUUUUUAUUUAUACAAACAGUCCAUGUUAUACCUGCUAUGUACAAGUGUCUAGUCAAGGUUGGAUAUGGACCUAAAAUCAUUAAGCGCACAUGUAUCAAUUCAAUAUUCAACUUUUUUUUCUCUGCCUUUUGUUUUUAGUUAAACCUUAUAUUGUUGAACACUAUAUUACAAAUAAAUAUUCAUAAUUUAAUGCCCUGUAAUCACAGGCACAAUUUAAUGUUCUACUAAAUCUACAACGGUUAAUGUAGUAAGUGCUAUUUGGAAAUCUUCCAUCUGCAUAUCAGUGCUUAGGUGCUCCUUGUAACUGAAUGCAUCAGUGACUUGUAUAUGAGACUUAAGAAUGGUAUUUGACCUACAGUAGGAACAUAUCAGUUUUUAGUUAAUCAUUUAUAUGUUGAAAAUUAUAGUAAUUACCUUGUAAUUAUGAAUUGACUGCCUACUGUGAAUGUUUUCAUUUCAAUUAUUAUGUGUUACGUUACCUAUAAUGUACUCUGUUGAAACUCAAUUAACACAAAAAACAGUAACAAUUAAAAUUGAAAAAAGUAUUGAAA